AUGUGCCACGACAAGAUCUCCCUCAACGGCUGGACCAGCACCCCCGCCAACGCCGGUGCCAUCUUCCCCGACAAGCCAUUCAUCCACCCACCCACGCCCAUCUCCAUCACCGACAUCCCCUUCCCCUCCACCGAUCCCCUCGUCACCAAGACCCUCGAAUACGUCCAAUCCCUCCUCCCCCGCGAGACCGUCAACCACUCCAUGCGCGUAUACUACUACGGAAUGAUCCUCCUCGCCCAACAAUUCCCCUCCCACUCCCUCUCCCCAACAACCUGGGCCCUAACCUGUCUCCUGCACGACAUCGGCACCGCCCCCUCCCUCCUCACCUCAACAAACAUGUCCUUCGACCUCUACGGCGGCAUCAAAGCCCACUCCGUACUUACUUCCUUCGACUGUCCCGCUGAUGUUGCCGACGCCGUAGCGGAAGCUAUUAUCCGGCAUCAGGAUCUAGGCGUGGAUGGGAAUAUCACGUUCCUGGGACAGUUGAUUCAGUUGGCUACGAUUUACGAUAAUGUGGGGGAACAUCCGCAUGUUAAGGACUUUGGAGGGUUGAUUCAUGAGGAUGCGAGGAGGGAAGUUAAUGAGCGCUGGAGGAGGGAGGGAUGGUGUGGGGUGUUUGCUGAUGUGGUGAAGUUGGAGGUGGGGAGGAAGCCGUGGUGUCAUUCGACUCAUAUUGUGGGGUUUGAGGGGAAGGUUAGGGGGAAUGCGCUUUUUGGGGAGAAAUAG
Aspergillus welwitschiae is the source of this 726-nucleotide messenger RNA. RefSeq lists its product as uncharacterized. The record is from RefSeq and is a predicted model, not a curated record. The coding region runs from base 1 to 726 and encodes 241 amino acids. Lineage: Eukaryota; Fungi; Ascomycota; Eurotiomycetes; Eurotiales; Aspergillaceae. The transcript is spliced from 2 exons.